This is a messenger RNA of Caenorhabditis angaria, 5014 nucleotides long. Lineage: Eukaryota; Metazoa; Nematoda; Chromadorea; Rhabditida; Rhabditidae. The record is from the annotation of a GenBank genome assembly.
AUGGAGAACAAUAAUGCUCAAGUUGCUGGCGCUGGAGGAAAUGCUCAUACUAUUGAGUGAGUUUUGAGGGAAGGAAUAGAAAGUUUUAGAGUUCGGCAGAUCAAAAAUCAAAAAUUUUUGAGCAUAGUUUUCACAAGGGAAUUUUUAGUCUAGGAUUUCUUGUAAAAGUAGUUUUAUAUCCGCUACAUAUAUGAACUAGUCGCUCCAGGGACCCUUGAGUUAACCCCCUUUCCAGGAAAUAUUUUCAAAAAGUUAACCCCCCUAACCAACUUUUUGUGGGUUUUUGGCCUCUGAAGGUAUAAAAUUCUCCAAAAUUUUCAAAAGUUAAGGGCCAAAAUGCACCUAAAGUUAACCCCCCCUGCCUCCGAAUUCGGAGUCCCAGUUAAUGUAUGAUCCGCUAAUGAUCCAAAAAACUACAGAACUCAAAUAUGAGUUAUGACGUGGCAAAUGUCGAGAAAUCUGAUAGAGUAAAGAGGCUUGACAGUGUCGAGCUGAUUUUGUCAUAGUACCAAUAGAUUCGGAGAACAAUUAGUAGCUUCGUGCCAAGUUUCCCUAACUUGAUCGAGCCCAGAAAAGCUUAUGGGGCGUCCAAAAAUCCAAAAAGUGAAAAUUUCACGCCUGGUCAAUUUUUAUAACUUGUAGCUAACUGAAUUCUGAUCGUUUCAAUUGAUUUUUGAACAGAAAUUGGACGGGUGUGAAAUUUUAAUUUUUUAAUUUUUGGACGCCCCACCAGAAAAGCCCGUGCUCUUUCAGCAUCCAAAAUAGAACCUUUUUUGCAGCCCACGAAACUACGAUGAUUUGCUCGCAGUCGUCGCUUCAAUCAAAGAACAAGUCGGCAGCGAAAUCGCUCACGGAGAGAUCGGAAUCAUCUGCGGAUCGGGUCUCGGACCAAUCGGAGAUUCCGUCGAAAACCCAACAAUUCUUCCAUACGCCAAGAUCCCCGGCUUCCCAGUCACUCAUGUUGUUGGCCACAAGGGAAAUCUUGUUUUUGGAACAAUUCGAGGAAAACGAGUUGUGUGUCUUCAAGGAAGAUUCCAUCCAUAUGAGCAUAACAUGAAUUUGGCGUUGGUGAGUUUUUGAACUUUUUAUUUUGGAAAUCAAGAGAAACCUUCAGUGCGCGUUGCCUGUCCGAGUUCUUCAUUUGUUGGGUGUCAAAACAUUGAUCGUCUCCAACGCCGCCGGUGGAAUCAGUUCGAAAUUCCAGUAUGGAGAUCUGAUGAUCAUUAAAGAUCACAUUUUCUUGCCAGCCUUGGCUGGAUUCUCACCAUUGGUUGGUGUGAAUGAUUCGAGAUUUGGUGAACGUUUCGUUUCAGUUCAUGAUGCUUAUGAUAAGACUUACAGGUGAGCGUAGAGGGAAAAAUCCUUUAAGAAGGGGUUAAGCCCUUUAAAAAAGCCUUAAGUCCUUUAAGAAUGUCUUAUAUAAGACAGCCAGAUUUUCAAAAAUUUCAGGUCAAAUGAAAAAACCAACGAUUUUCGGUGAUAUUUUCUACAUUUUGAAAAAAAUACCGAUACCACAGUUUUCCAGAUUUUUUUUCUACAAAAGCUUCAAAAAAUUAGAAAUUUUGACAUUUAUAAUUUUUUGGGUGAAAUUUAUGCAAAUAUGAGUUCAGAAAAAAUAUGAAAUUUUUUGAGUUCAUCCUGAAGUUUUUUCGUGGUGAAAAGAUAAAAAAGUUGUAGUUUUGAAAAAAAAUUUAUGUGAAAAAAUAUAUUGAUAAUCAUAAAAAAUGGAAAAACGGCGAUUUUCGUAGCAGAAGGCGAUGUGAGUUGUUGUUGCGUUGUUGAGUCCAAAUGUGCUCAAGAAACAAAGAGUUGAUCUGCAAAAAAAUGUAUUAUUCAACAAGUACGAUACUAUUUUUUUAAAUUCUUUUUUUUGUUGUUUUUCUAAUAGUUUUUCAUGAAAUACAAACAUGUUAAAAUUUCGUCGCCGACGAAAUAUUCACAUUUUUCAAAUUUCGUCACAGACGAAAUUUUCACAUUUCAAAAAAUAAAAACGUGAAAUUUUUUUUGCUCUUUUUAAAAAUGAGAAUGUGAAAAUUUCGUCGGCGACGAAAUAUUGACAUUUGCGGUUUGGGGUAUUUUUAUUCGGAAAACAUGGUUUUUGGAAGAGGUAUCUAUACUACAGUAAUUUUUAUCUUGAAUAAGACUAUGUAUCGAUAAGUUUGAGAAAAAAUCUACGACGAUGUGAGCAAAAUUCUCCGAGUAUUCGCCAGGUACUAGUCGGACUUAAAAUUUUGAGGAUGUCUAAUCGGACCAGAGCGAUCCCAUUUUUAUUAGGCGGUGGGGCAGAUUAGUUUCUCCCCCGGGAGAAAUGGGGAGAAAGAGGAGAAAAGUGGUGCAGAAACGCGGGAAGAAAGAGGAGUUUCUGCCUUUUCUCCCAAACCGUAUCGUGCCGAGACCCUUCCUGGAAAAUCUCUGCGCCUUUAAUCGAGUCGAAAUACGGAACUAUAUCGGUCUUAUCGAUAAAUGGUCUCGACACGAUGAGCCGGAUACUGUAGGAGGAGAAAAGGCAGGAACUCCUCUUCCUCCCCGCGUUGCUGCACCACUUUUCUCCUCUUUCUCCCCAUUUCUCCCGGGGGAGAAACUAAUCUGCCCCACCGCCUUAGGAAAUCUCUUUUUCAGUUUCUUUUUUUGCUGAACUCACAUUUUUCAAUUGUUAAUUCUUUCUUUUCGAGUAGGUUGUAAUGAGAUGAUUGGUGACUGCUGAAAAAAAAAACAUAUUUUACAUAUGAAAUUCUAACUCUUAGCGAUUUUGUUUCACAAAAACAAGGAAACAUAAGAUAUUCUUUUAAAAAAAGAGCCUAUUGCAUGAUUGAAAAGUAUUUUGCGUCUUGCACAAUAUUAAAAAAAACAUCAACAUACCUCCUGGACACUUUCAAUAAAACAAGAAGUUUUAAGACCAUCAAACAUUCUUUCACAUGUCAAUUCUUGCCAAUAACUGAAAUGUAAAAUGUCUAAAAGAAACAUUGAAAAAGACCCACCACUUUUUCUCAACAAAAAAAAAAGAAAUGAUUAUAUUUGACGUGAAAUGCAGAUACACGUAAGAUGUUUUCCAUUUCUAUUUUUUAUGAUGACGUAUACUAGUAAUUUUUUUGUUGUUUUUGGUGUAAUCUUGAGAAGACAAUGGCAAAGACCGUAGAAAAACAAUGUGAGUUUGAAUAUCAUUAGAAGUACUUAUCUUAUGUUUCAUUUUUGUAUUGAGUAUGUUUUUUCAGCAGUCACCAAUCAUCUCAUUACAACCUACUCGAAAAGAAAGAAUUAACAAUUGAAAAAUGUGAGUUCAGCAAAAAAGAAACUGAAAAAGAGAUUUCCUAAUAAAAAUGGGAUCGCUCUGGUCCGAUUAGACAUCCUCAAAAUUUUAAGUCCGACUAGUACCUGGCGAAUACUCGGAGAAUUUUGCUCACAUCGUCGUAGAUUUUUUCUCAAACUUAUCGAUACAUAGUCUUAUUCAAGAUAAAAAUUACUGUAGUAUAGAUACCUCUUCCAAAAACCAUGUUUUCCGAAUAAAAAUACCCCAAACCGCAAAUGUCAAUAUUUCGUCGCCGACGAAAUUUUCACAUUCUCAUUUUUAAAAAAGAGCAAAAAAAAAAAUUUCACGUUUUUAUUUUUUGAAAUGUGAAAAUUUCGUCUGUGACGAAAUUUGAAAAAUGUGAAUAUUUCGUCGGCGACGAAAUUUUAACAUGUUUGUAUUUCAUGAAAAACUAUUAGAAAAACAACAAAAAAAAGAAUUUAAAAAAAUAGUAUCGUACUUGUUGAAUAAUACAUUUUUUUGCAGAUCAACUCUUUGUUUCUUGAGCACAUUUGGACUCAACAACGCAACAACAACUCACAUCGCCUUCUGCUACGAAAAUCGCCGUUUUUCCAUUUUUUAUGAUUAUCAAUAUAUUUUUUCACAUAAAUUUUUUUUUCAAAACUACAACUUUUUUAUCUUUUUACCACAGAAAAACUUCAUGAUGAACUCAAAAAUUUCAUAUUUUUCUUUUGAAUCGUUACAAAAAAAGUCAGAAUAAUUCUUGACAUUUUUCAUGCUUUUUUACAUUCUCAUAAUUUUUUUCAACAUUUUUUGAGAAAACCGCGACUGCUCUACAUAUGUUGAUAAAAAUCAGUGUUUUUUGAGGAAAAAAAAUUUUGAUGGAAAUUUUCAAAUGUCAACCCCCUUAUAUGCUUUUAAGAAGGCCUUAGGACUCUUAAGAAUGCCAUAUAGGAUUUGAAAAGGGGUUAAAUCCGUCAAGAAUUCCUUAUAUGCUUUUGAGAAAGCCUUAAGCCAUUUGAGAAGGCUUCAAAGCCUUUCUUAAAUUUUUUUCAUGAUUGUUUAACCUCGAAGACGAGAAAUGUCAUUCAAGAAGCCAUUAAGGACCUUAGAAGCUUUUAAGAAGUGGUUAAGCCCUUUAAGAAGGUCUCGAGACUCUUAAGAAUACCUUAUAUGCUUUUAGAAAGGCCUUGAGUCCUUUGAGAAAGCUUCAAAGCCUUUAAAAAGACCUUAAGUUCUUUGAGAAUGCCUUAUAUGUUUUUAAAAAGGCCUUGAGCCCUUUGAGAAGGCUUCAAAACCUUUAAAAGAUCUUUAGUCCUUUAAGAAUGCCUUAUAAGCUUUUAAGAAGGCCUCAAUCUUCUCAAAAAUGCCUUAGGGCCCCUAAGAAGCCUUUAGAACAUAUUUUCCUUUCUAGAAACCUUGCCACCCAAAUCGCUCAACGCAACAACAUGCGUCUAUUCGAAGGUGUUUACGUGAUGAGCGGUGGCCCGCAAUACGAAUCACCAGCCGAAGUUCAACUCUUCAAAACCGUCGGCGCUGACGCCCUAGGAAUGUCAACUUGUCACGAGGUCACUGUUGCACGUCAACUCCGGAAUCAAAGUUCUCGGAUUCUCACUCAUCACCAAUAUGUAAGUUUUGCGAAUCAAUAAUGAAAAGUGCAAUUAAUUAGGGUUUGAUAGGGGGAAAAUGAUAUGAUAAGGGGGAAAUAAAACAAUUUUUAUUUGGCCAAGGGAACCUAGAUUUGUUUUUUUUCAGCGCCAAUCUUGA